This is a messenger RNA of Candidula unifasciata, 930 nucleotides long. Lineage: Eukaryota; Metazoa; Mollusca; Gastropoda; Stylommatophora; Geomitridae. The record is from the annotation of a GenBank genome assembly.
AUGAAUUAUGCGCAUUUUUUGCUGACAGUUUUCCUGACUGUCCUAGGGAGUGGUGUCUGUGAACUGCAGUUUUGCGAUGAUGCCUACCAGCAAUUCCUCAUGUAUGCUGACGUUUGGAAAGAUGUACGAUCUGCCAGUGAAUCGUCAACAACGCACAGCAUCCCAGAAAUGUAUACAGCCAAAUAUUUAGAAGACUACGCCAAGCAAAUCUGCAGUGUGGUGGCACCGCAAGCUCGCAACUCUUUCCGCACUGAAGUGGCGCAGUGCCACAACGUCAACCAAACACUGGCGGUGCUAGAGGAACCUGGGGGAUUUUGUCAAGGCAAUACCCUCAACUACCGUGUCAAAGCUGCAAUCAUUGACCGCCUGCGUCCAGUAUCCAACUUCAUCACCUGCAUGAAAAUCAACGACUACUCUAACUGCUACAGUAGCGCGUCCAGCGAGCUCAAAGAAACAAGACUGUUGGUCAGCAGUUUUCAUGACGAGUUGGACAGGUUUUUCGACCAAAUCUGGGAUUGUCAAGCCAGACUGUACAAGUCGCACUCCGGUAGCUGCCCCAACUGGCAACUGCCCAUGUUGUUGUCGCUGGACUCAAUGUACGUGCCUGUCCUGUUCCGUGUCAGACUGACCGAUCGACAGAUCGCCAUGCUGGAACUGGACACAGAUGUAACCAGUACCACACCUGCAACUAGUACCACGCGUGCGAGUUUGAAGAAAGGCAAGAAAUGGAAGAAGAAGAAGAAGAAAGGUCGAAAAGCAAAGAAAGUGAAAUUGCCAAAGAUUAAAAUAGGCAAAACUAAGAAGACCAAAACAAGCCGCCCCACAACAAGCCGCCCCACAACAAGCUACAAAACAAGCCGCCCCACAACAAAGCGCCCCACAACAAGCUCCAAGACCGGCACAAGCAGUCAGAAAAAAAAAUCAGGAUGA